Molecule: messenger RNA, 4562 nt
Organism: Drosophila biarmipes
Lineage: Eukaryota; Metazoa; Arthropoda; Insecta; Diptera; Drosophilidae
Gene: Fancd2
Product: Fanconi anemia group D2 protein
Exons: 14
Coding region: 87-4517 (1476 amino acids)
Biological process (GO): mitotic intra-S DNA damage checkpoint signaling; homologous chromosome pairing at meiosis; double-strand break repair involved in meiotic recombination
Cellular component (GO): nucleus; condensed chromosome
Molecular function (GO): DNA polymerase binding
Source: RefSeq, a predicted model, not a curated record
CUAUACUAGUUAACGCGCCAGGAAUUUGUUUUGUUUUAAUUUCGUUUGUUUUGGGUGAUUUUUGCGUGUUAAGUUUAUUGUUAACCAUGUAUAAGAGGUUUAAGAAACGUACGCAGAAACCUCUAAACAGGAUCGAUGAGAAUACGACCAUGAAAGUGCCUCGCCUGGCAGAGACGACCACGAAUGUUUCCGUGGAGUCUACGUCCGCCGAGAGCGAGGAGAACAUACCCGCCUCACAGGAGCACACGCAGCGCUUCCUGUCGCAGCACAGUGCGAUCCUGGCCGCCACUCUGGGCCGCACUCAAUCCUCCAGUCGGAACAUCGCCACCCUCUCGCGGCAGCCCAACAACUUCUUUGAACUGGUCCUGAUCCGAGCCGGCGUCCAGUUGGACCAGGGCGACAGCCUUGUUCUGUCCUGCGAUCAUGUCUCCAUAGUCUCCAAGCUGCGGGACAUCUUCACGAGUGCCUCGUCGUACACCGAUAAGAUGGAGACCUUCAAGUCGGGCCUGAAUGCAGCCAUGUCUCCCAGUUCCAAGCUGGUGCAGAAGCUUCUAACAGGGUGCACCGUGGACGCCGCUGGCGAGGAGCAGAUCUACCAGUCGCAGAACAGCAUGUUCAUGAACUUCCUGAUGAUCGACUUCAUGCGGGAUUCCUGCGUGGAGGUGCUGCUAAACAAGAUCGAGGAGGUGGCCACCGCGGAUCGCGUCCUCUCAGGCCGGGCAGCCAUGUCAAUGCCCCUUUUGCCCUUGAUGCUGACCCAACUCCGCUACUUGACCGCUUCGCACAAGGUGGAGAUCUACGGCCGCAUCGAGGGCAUCUUUAAUAGAGCUACGGAAUCGGCCAAGCUGGACAUCAUAGCCAAUGCCGAGGUGAUACUGGAUGCCAGUAUGCACGAUGAGUUUGUUGAAUUACUCAACAUCAACUAUUCUAGUACCGAAGAGCUCUUUCACAUGACCACAGUGCAAACCCUGAGCAAUUUAUCGCUGUCAGACAGAACGCAGGCCAAGCUAAGACUGCGGAUUUUGGAGUUUGCCACAAGUGGCCACUGUCCCGAUACGACCUUGCCCCAUCUCAUCAGAUUGCUGCUUAAUAUUUUGAAAAUGGACACAGAUGACAGUGUGCGCGAUUUAAUAAGCAGCCUGCGGGAAAUUUUCAACUCACGUCACACAGCUCAAAGCGACGGCAAAUCGGCCACGAACGAAAAUAAAAAGUCUCAGCUUGAGCUGUUUGGCUUUCUAGAACUCGGCUUAAUACGAUCUAAAAGAUUUUAUCAGGCCUUCCAAAGGUCAUCUGCUAGUUUGUCUGCAGAGGAGUUUACUUCCUUUGAUCUGAUUGUUCUGCUUUUAUUAAUACACGUUAAUGAAGAUAAUUCCUUGUAUAUAGAAAACAUUCUUCGUCGCCGCAUUAAACUGGAGCAUAUUACCGUGAUGAUUUUGGAGGAGGUAAAACUGCACUACAGACACAUCCUCGAGCAGCAUAUAAGCACACUGAUGAACAUCCUGCACGACUUUAUGCGCGAAAAAAAUCGCACUGUGUCAGAUUUUGCCAAGUCUUCGUACAGCAUUCUUUUUAAGAUUUUCAACUCAAUACAGAAAAAUAUUCUAAAGAAAUUGCUGGAACUCACCUGUGACAAAUCCUCGCCCCACCUGACGACAAUGGCACUGGAGUUGCUGCGCGAGCUGCAGCGCAAGAGCGCUAAGGAUGUCCAGAAUUGUGCUACUCUGCUCAUCCCGAUGUUGGAUAGGAUCAGUGAUCUGACCCUUACACAAACUCGCGUGGCCAUGGACCUGCUGUGCCACGUGGCCUUUCCGGAUCCCAAGCUGUCGGCCUGCCUUCAGCUCCAAGAGCAAGUCGAUAUGGUGGUGAAGAAGCAGCUGAUCAACUCCACUGACAAUAUAAAGAAGCAGGGCAUAAUUGGAUGUGUGCAGCUCAUCGAUGCAAUGGCUCGCAUUGAGAACGAUGCGGCGGAGCAUGAUGAUUCCCUAAGGAGCGUGGAAAACGUGGAUUCCUUGCCCGAUGGGCGGGGCAAAAUGGCCGCCAACUUGAUCAUCCGCACGGAGUCUUCGAUUGGAAAUAGCGUAGAAUCUUUAGCUCUCUUCUAUGAAGAACUGGCGACGGUUUUCAAUCAGCGGAAUGAAGGAACUUCCGCCUGUGACUUGGACUACCGAUUUAUUGCCUGGGCCUGCGACGUUGUGACCUUCCGCUUUCAAGCAAGCUUUGUCACCGAAGAUGUACAAGAGACGAUAAAGGGAAUUAAACUGGACUAUCAAAUGAACAUUAAUGAAUUGGACGACACAAACGCCAACACCGAAUCGGAUGUCCUCAACAUUGGCAUAAAUAUAUCAAAAUUGGUUUUAUCGCCCAAAGCCAAAGCUUGCGAGUCCAUAUAUGUGCUGGCGCCUUUGUUCAACUGUGUCAGAGUGCUGUACAAGCACCGCCACCAAGACAGUCUAGAAGGCAUAAAUGCUUUGCUGGGCUGUGCCAUUGUUUUGCCCUCAUUCUUCGAGGAUGAGAACUAUCUGGCCGUCUUCGACAACUUUGAGGCGGAGCAGCAAAAGGACGUUCUGAGCAUCUAUUUUCACACCGUCAAUUGGAUGCGGGUGUCGAUCAGUGCGUUCGCAUCGCAACGCGAUCCUGCCACUAGGAGGCGGGUGCUCUCAAGACUCGGCGAAUUGAUACGCAUCGAGCAGAGGAUUAAGCCGCUCCUGGCUAAAGCGCACGCAGACUUUGUAGCCCCGCCUUACCAAUUCCUGACCAACGCCAAGCAUUCGGUGGUGAACCAGAAACGUGUAGGAGCCAAAGCGGCCGCCAAGUUCAAUGCAACUGUAACUGAACCAGACCUAACUGGCAACCAAACUUCGAUCGUUGACUUUACGAUCAAGGUGGGAGCUUGCAAGACCGUCAAGACAAAGAUAGACUUUGAGCAGAUGUAUGGACCGCGAGAAAGGUACAGACCAAUGGAAGUGGAAAUCAUAAUGCUGUUGGUCGAGCAGAAGUUUGUCCUGAAUCACCAGCUAGAGAAGGAGCAAGUCGGCGAGUAUCUGGGUUUGCUGGAGCUACGUUUUCUACUGGAGGAUAUGGUCCAAAAACUGGAGGCAGCAGUCCUACGUCAACAGGACUCGUCGGAUGCGGAUAGCUUCAGGCCUCACCUGACGAAGCCAGAGGAUUUCAUUUGUGAUUUACUUCCCUGUCUGCACGAGGUGAACAACCACCUAAUCACCCUGGCAGAAGCCAUUGACAAGGAGCUUACGAAUGUCAAUCAUGUGUACAGCAAUCUGGAUCUGUUCAAGGAGCAGUUUAAUUAUAUUAAGUCGUGCUUUGGGCUGUGCGUUCGCCUGUUCGCCUUGUACUUCGCCUGGAGCGAGUGGACAGAUAAGUCGCAGGCUGAGUUGCUACACAAAUCUUUGCUUAAACUGCAGCCCAAGGCACAGUGGAAAAGACUUGAGAAACAAACUGUUCCCCAGCUGGCAACCCUGACUUUCCAAUACUUUUUAAAGUACGAGAAAUCUGUGUUAACUCUUAGUACAGCGGUCCACCUUCACAGGUUGCUGCGCAGCUUGCUAAAGGUUGGAAGUACGCAAAACGAUGCCAGCCAACCAAGGUUUCAACAAGACGAGGAAUUACGAUUACUAUGUGGCAAGCUGUUGCGACGUAAGUGGUUCCACUACUCUGGCAGCCUGGACAAAGGCGGCCAGUGUAAUAUCUAUUUGGACGAGCUGGUCAAGGGAUUCCUCAAGAAAUCGACUACGGAAAGUCAAACAGAACUGCUAAGCGAGCUGGUCAAACAAUGCAGUAUCCUCAACACAAAGGACAAAGCACUGGCUUCCUUUCCAAACUUUAAAAAGGCCAAUUUCCCCCUGCUCUUUCGUGGUCUGUGCGAGGUGCUAAUACACUCCCUAAGUGGCCAAGUCAGCGUGGACAGCCGCAGACUGAACCUUUGGGAGUCCACAGUGGAGUUGCUAAAUGGCCUGCUCAUCAUUGUGCAGCAGGUGGAGCAGCCCCGAAAUUUUGGACUGUUUCUGAAGCACUCGCUGCUUUUCCUGAAGCUGCUGCUUCAGCAUGGCAUGCCUGCACUAGAGUCCAUUGUUCGGGAUGACCCCGAAAGGCUAACAAGAUUUCUGCACGAGCUCCAGAAGGUGACCCGGUUCCUGCACCAACUUUGCUGCCACUCCAAGUCCAUUAAAAUUACGGCCAUCAUCAGCUAUAUUCCCAGUCUGCGAGAGACGAUUGAGACGCUAGUUUUCCGGGUGAAAGCCCUCUUGGCUGCCAACAACUGUCACUCGGCUUUCCACAUGGGGAAUAUGAUAAACAGGGAUCUUCACGGAGAUUCCAUAAUCACGCCGUCCAGUUCGUUUGCCGGCGGGGAGAACAGCGACGAGGAGAUACCUGCAGAUGAUACCAGCGUGGAUGAAACCGUGCUGGGAGAUGUAAUGGGAAUGACCACAGCUAGCGUGAGCACAAGGCCGAGUGAUGGGAGCCGACGGAGCAAGUCCUCCUCCCGCAGCAAAUGCUUCUAAAUGUAUGCUUUGAAGAUUUAAAAUAAAUCCUUUGUUUUGAGCAAA